AUGACUUUGACACGGGUCACGGUCCACAUCCUGGUCACAUCCACAGCCACGUUAACAUGCAGAGGAGGGAACCACACAUCAGCCUCUCAGGAGACCAGUAUUAAAAGUUCCUCCUAUGGAUUCAUAGCUGUCUCGUCAGCAAAGUCACAAGGAUGCCUGAAACAAAACUAUCACUAACUGAAAUCUGCUCACACACAAAUGAGCCACAGAGCAACAAUGUAAAUGGUUCUGACCUGUUAAAACAGCUUAUAGCUGUAGAUCUUUUCUCUUGUGUUUCUAGCAGAAAAGAUUAUCACCCAUUUCCACAGUAAUACUAAAUACCUAAAGAGGAAAUAACUGGAGACGUUCGGUCUUUCUAGUGUAUCCACAGCUGCAGAGUUGCAGCAGUGUCCUUGACCUGGUGGAUUGGAAGAGCUAUGACAUAUAUACGGUGAGGAGGUGGAUGCGCGCAACGGGACCCGCUGAUGCGCACAGUUCCUGCGGACUCACAGAGGAUACACUGCACGGGAACUGGACUAUAUUCUAGAGUCUAACUUCUCUUUGAAUUGCCUUCAUGUCGGUUCAUAAGACAGCGCCUUGGAAAAACACCAGAGGUCUAUAAGUGCACCUAUGGCUGGAAGUCAGACGCUCCGAAUGGACAGCGGUGUCUCCGGGCCGGUGGAUGACAGCCCCGCUUCCAGCCCCAGCUCCAGCCCCAGCCCGGAGGGCCAGCGGGAGCUGCACCGGGCCAGGCUGCUCCAGGCCGGCGGGCUGGCGGGGCUCGGCGGCCGGGGCCGCCCGGCGGCAGCUAACGCGGCGCGGGAGAGGAGCCGGGUGCAAACCCUGAGAAAUGCCUUCCUGGAACUGCAAAGGACUUUGCCAUCAGUGCCACCGGAUACCAAGCUGUCCAAACUCGACGUGUUGAUACUGGCCACCACCUAUAUUGCCCAUCUAACCCGAACACUGCAGGAUGAAGGCACGGAGGAGGGAGAGAGCACAAAGCAAACAGAGACGUUAAAAUCACUGAAAGGGGAAGGAUACCUGCACCCAGUAAAGAAAUGGCCAAUGCGAUCCAGAUUGUACGUCGGAGCAAGCGGACAAUUUCUGAAUAAUCCUUCAGAGUCAGAGAAUCAAGGCCCAUCGUCGUCCACCUCUCUAAAAUAAACCUAAAACAAUGUGUGAAACAAUUUGCAUGAGUUCAUGCUGUGAAGCGGGAGAUGAAAGCCCUUAUGAUUACAAGACAACUUUCAAUUCUGACUGUAUUUUCAUUAAACAAAUACCCAUGAGGAGACAUUGUAAAUUAAUAUAUUGCCUGAAUUUUAUUGUAUAAACUUUGAAAAAAAAGAAGCAUGUAUUGUGUUUCUCUGUUGUUGUUUUGGCUUGUCCUGUUUGCCUUGUGCAGUCCUACACAUGUCCCAGGUAUAACAUUUGCAGAAAUCCAAUGGGGUGAGCCGUCAUGCUUGAGCGUGCACUUUGACUUGAGACAUUUGCACUAAAUGCAUGUGUGAAUAACUUAACAUCUGUCAUGUGAAGUGGUCUGUCAGAGAGUCGAC
Molecule: messenger RNA, 1532 nt
Organism: Cololabis saira (Pacific saury)
Lineage: Eukaryota; Metazoa; Chordata; Actinopteri; Beloniformes; Belonidae
Product: transcription factor 24-like
Exons: 5
Coding region: 610-1143 (177 amino acids)
Biological process (GO): developmental process; regulation of transcription by RNA polymerase II
Molecular function (GO): protein dimerization activity; DNA-binding transcription factor activity, RNA polymerase II-specific; RNA polymerase II transcription regulatory region sequence-specific DNA binding
Source: RefSeq, a predicted model, not a curated record